AUGAUUUCUUUUCUGCUUUCCAUCGUUGCCUUCUUCUCCGUUGCCGCACUCGGCGCCAGUCUGGCCGACAUCGAUCAUGUCGUCCUCUUCAUGCAAGAGAAUCGCGCGUUCGAUCACUACUUUGGUACCCUCUACGGUGUCCGUGGCUUCGCUGAUCCCAACGCCCAGAUCAAUGCCAACGGAAGGAGCGUGUUCUACCAACAAGUCAACGCCUCUCUCAGCAAUGCCACCGAUUACUUGCUCCCCUGGUACAUCAACGCACAGGGUGGCGAGUUCCUCAACGGGACUCAAUGCAUGGACGCCGGUUCCAACGGAUUUGGCUCCAACCAUGCUGCCUUCGGCAACGGUUCCAACGAUCUCUGGGCACUCCAGAACACUCCCCAAUCCCUUGCCUACUUCAAGCGCCAGGAUAUCCCCAUCCAGUUUGCCAUCACUGAUGCAUGGACUGUUGGAGACAUGUACCAGCAAGGCGUCGUUGCAUCUACCAAUCCCAACCGUGUCUUAUGGCAGUCUGGCAGCAUCAACAUCCCUGGUGGCAAUGUCAACUCUACCCAAGGACCUGUACUAGAUAACAAUGUCACGCCCGGGUGUGACACACUGAGCCUGGAGAACUACCUGACGGGAGCGACUGUGAAUACUUACCAGAAUAUCAGUUGCUUCCCGUUCGAUUGGCGGACCGUUAACGAGUAUCUUCAAGACCUCAACGUCUCCUACUGGGUGUACCAGGCCUGUGAUAACUUUGGUGACAACGGCCUGACCAGCUUUGCCCGGUACAUCUGGGACUCCAGCAACACGGUUAAUGACACAGUCAACGAUCUCGUCAUCCGCAGUAUGACCAUGGACUGGACCGGAAGCGGUGCCUGGUCUGGUGGGCUUGACCACUUCAAGGCCGAUGCCGCCGCGGGCACUCUCCCCACGGUAUCGUGGAUUAUUGGGCCUGCCGAGCUCUCUGAGCACCCUCCGUACACUCCCCGCCAGGGUGCUUGGCUACAAAAGGAAGUCAUCAAUGCCGUCCAAAACUCCCCAAAGUACAACAAGACGAUCCUGAUAAUCUCCUUCGAUGAGACCGGAGGCUGGGCAGACCACGUCAUACCUUUCCAUUCGCCUGAAGGUACCCCCGGAGAGUGGAUCAACAAUCCGUUCACCAACACAUCGACGUUCUCUGGUCCCGGCUUCCGGCUGCCGUUCUAUGCUAUCUCUCCCUACAGCCGUGGUGGCAACGUCUUCACUGAGCCUGCGGAUCACACAUCUCAAAUCAUGUUUGUUGAGAAGUUCUUGGCUGCCAAGGGUAUCGACUUCAAGUCAGCUGAGAUCAAUACGUGGAGGAGGGAGCACAUGUCCGACCUGACGGCCAUGUUCGACUUCAGCACGAUCGAUCCAUCGUACUACACUCUCCCCGAGGGAGAAACGCCUUACCAGGAUGCUCUCACUGGCCUGCUUUACGGUGCCGAAUUCUGCGAAUUCAAGUACGCGGGUUCUAUCCAUGCUCAGGUUCCGUACGGCAAGCAGAACGCCACCAUCGAACUCGCUGUUGAGGCUGGCUUUCGCUCUGUUCGCGGUUCCAUCACUGAGGGUCGCUACCUCGUCUUCGAGUCCGCUUCCCUCGCUCUAGCAGACUGCGCUGGAGCUCUAGCUGUCUCGUCCUCUCAGCCUCGGAAGCAGACCGACCCAAGCCAAAGGUGGAUUAUCCACGCCAUUGACUCCACGAUGGCCACUGCGACCGUCUUCAAGAUCUCUACGCCUGCCGGCCAGUACAUUACUUCCGCUCUCGGCUUGACCGAUGUGAGCAGAGCCGGCACAUGGAAUAUCACCCAUGCGGCUGAAAGUGUCGGCACGUAUUGGGUCCAAGAGACGGGCAGUGGUAUGUACCUGACCCUGACAGAUGCUGAGCCAGUGCUCGGUACCGACCCGGCACCCUUUAAGCUUUUCUCGGUGACCUUCUAG
Messenger RNA from Dacryopinax primogenitus, 1944 nucleotides. Its product is annotated as phosphoesterase-domain-containing protein. Lineage: Eukaryota; Fungi; Basidiomycota; Dacrymycetes; Dacrymycetales; Dacrymycetaceae. Gene Ontology annotation, molecular function: hydrolase activity, acting on ester bonds. The record is from RefSeq and is a predicted model, not a curated record. The coding region runs from base 1 to 1944 and encodes 647 amino acids. The transcript has 18 exons.